AUGCCGACGACAUUUGUUCUCGGUAUAGGCUUUGUUUUUUGUAGUGUCUGUUUGGGUUCAUCGUUAGUAGUUCCUGAAUGGGUUGAAAUUCUUUUAGGAGAUAAAUUCUUUACAGUUUGUAGUGUCCAUGAUGAGUGUACUGAGAAGAAGAAGAGGAAGAAGAAGACUGAAAAGAACAUCUUCUGUUUGGAUUGCUGUACUGCCUUGUGUUCUCACUGCUUAUCUCAUCACCAUCUUCACUCUCUCUUACAGAUAAGAAGGUAUGUGUAUCAUGAUGUUAUACGCAUAAGUGAUGCAAAGAAGUUGAAUAUUGAUUGUUCUUCUGUUCAGUCAUACAGAACAAACAAUGCGAGAGUAGUGUUUUUGAAGCAAAGACCAAUAUCAUUGUCAUCAUCAUCAAAUAGUCUUCCAUUUAGGGUUUCUUCUACUUCUGGGAAUAUUUGCAUCAAAUGUGUCCGAACUCUCCACCACCCUUAUCUCUUCUGCUCUCUCUCUUGCAAGGUGUAUCAUCGUGGAAUAACACAAGAAGAAGAACCUGCUAAGAGAGUAUUACUUCUAGAUCGAAUGACUACUCCUGAGUCGGUUCUUGACUCGCCCGAGUCAACUAGCAUUACCAUUACUACUACCAUGACUAGUAAUACUAACUCUGGUCAUGGUGUAAUUAUUAGAACUAGUAAUGGAGAGAGUUGCACAACCCUAAUGCUUACCAAGAAGCGUAGCAGUAGUGAGGUCGGCCAUAAUGAACCACCUAAUAAUCAUGUUACGUACUACCGCCCGGUGAGGAGUUCGCCGGCGGUGGAUGUGAACGUUGGGCGUAAUCGUCGCCGGAAGGGUCUUCCUCAACGGUCACCUUUGAAUUGA
Molecule: messenger RNA, 861 nt
Organism: Humulus lupulus (European hop)
Lineage: Eukaryota; Viridiplantae; Streptophyta; Magnoliopsida; Rosales; Cannabaceae
Product: protein RGF1 INDUCIBLE TRANSCRIPTION FACTOR 1-like
Exons: 4
Coding region: 1-861 (286 amino acids)
Source: RefSeq, a predicted model, not a curated record